ACUCUGAAAUAAGGGUGAAUAGGGGGCGCGAUCUCUUCGUGUUUCGUUUUGUUUAUAUGAAAAAUGGUUUAUCAUAAAUUUUGAAUGUAAAAGUUAUUAUUAUUAUUAUUCAUGGCCUUUCACCGCAUGUGCUGAAAGUCAUUAAACCAGUUACAAAACCAGUGUCACGUAUAUAAUAAUAAAAUUUUGCGUCAUUUCGAAGGACAGCUAACCAAUAACAUCCAGCAGUAAAAAGCUGCGAGCUGAGCUCCAUUUAACAUAGUUUUUUUGUACAUUAAUUACGUGUCAUGGGUAAACGAAAAGCUAAUGAUAACACAGGAAAUCCAAACCAAGAUUUAUGCGACUUUCUAACGGAAUUGGCGAAUUACGAACGAAAUGUCAGCAAAAAUAUUUAUAAAUACAAUGCCUACCGUAAAGCAGCCAGUACUCUAAGUGGUUUACCACAUAGAGUAACAAGUGGUGGUGAGGCAAAAAAGCUGCCAGGAAUCGGAGACAAAAUCUCAAAGAAAAUCGAUGAAUUCCUUAACACUGGAAAGUUACAAAAAUUGGAAGAUAUUAAUAAGGAUGAAAACAAUGUUGCAAUUAAUUUAUUAACGCGUGUAUCUGGUAUUGGACCUGCAAAAGCAAAAGAGUUGGUGGAUGCCGGUAUUAAAUCUUUGGAUGAUUUAAAAAAUCAUCCAGACAAACUCAAUCACCAUCAAAAAAUUGGUUUAAAGUAUUUUGACGACUUUGAAAAAAGAAUCCCGCGGAAAGAGAUCGAGCAGAUCGAAAAUAUCCUGAAAAACGUUAUUAAGGAAGUAAGCAAUGAAUAUAUUGUUACAAUUUGUGGCAGUUACAGGCGUGGUAAAGAAGAAAGCGGCGACAUCGAUGUUCUAUUAACGCAUCCGAUGUAUACUUCUAAAGAGAAAGAAUCAAAGAAAAAAGUUUCAGUCCUGAAGAAUGUUGUGGAAUGUCUUGAGAAAAAGAAAUUGAUCGUCGAUACGAUAUCUCUUGGACCAACAAAAUUUAUGGGUGUCUGCCAUGUUCCAAAUGAUAACAACAAACCAUUUAGAAGACUUGAUAUUAGACUGGCACAUUACGAUCAGUAUUAUUGCGCUGUACUUUAUUUUACUGGAAGCGAUCUUUUUAAUAAAAAUAUGAGAGCACAUGCUUUGGAAAAAAAGUAUACUUUGAACGAAUACACAUUGAAACGUCUCACAUCUGAAGGAGUACCAGGAGAGGCAGAAAAGAUCACAUCCGAAGAAGAUGUUUUUCGAAUUUUGAAGUUACCAUACAAAGAACCGAAGGACAGAAAUCGGUUUUUCCGAAACAUGGACAUUUCAGUGGAUACCGUGGACAGUCAGCGUUCCCUGGACCAGGUAUCCAGCCCAAUCCGCGAGCAUGAGACUGAUGUUGUUAUAACUCAUGGUGCUUACGAAGAUGAAGACGAAGACGAGUACGUCGCAAGCAAUCAGCCACCGAUUAUCGUCAAGUUACCGGUUCGCAAGAAUGAUAUCCGCUACAAGAUGAACCACAACGAGCGAGGAAAAUGCGUGAUACUGAAUCACGAUACCUUCGAAUCUCCUGGACUGAAAUCGCGCCAAGGAUCUGGUGCCGACGUGGAGGUGAUAAGGAAAACCUUCAGCAAGCUGGGCUUCGAAGUGGAGGAACAUUCAAAUUACACUCUGGAAAAGAUCUACGACAAGAUAAGCGAGCUAAGCAAGGAUGACCACAGCGACAGGGAUUGCAUUUGCGUGUUCAUAUUGACGCACGGCAAUCGAAACGGUUUGAUAUACGCCAAGGACUAUCCGUUUCCGUUGGUCAACGUCUGGACGCCGUUCACCGCUGAUAAAUGUCCGACGCUGGCUGGAAAACCAAAGCUCUUCUUCAUCCAGGCUUGCAGGGGCUCGGAAAGGGACAGUGGUGCGAUGGUGUACGCAGGACCUGGCAGAUCGGAAACAGACUCUGUUGUUACGGUACCUUACAAGAUCCCCACCCAUGCAGAUUUUCUGUUCGCUCACAGUACGGUGGAAGGUUUCUUUUCGUGGCGAGAUACAGAGUAUGGGACAUGGUACAUACAGCAUCUGUGCAAAGUAAUAGAGGCCCAUUGGGAGGAUACAGACCUGCUGAAAAUGUUGACAAUAACCGCGCGUACAGUGGCCAACGAAUGCUCGUCCACUCACAGUAUUCCAGCUCAGAAUAACCAGAAGCAGAUGCCUUCGUUGACUUCCACCCUGACCAGGGACAUUUUCUUUAAACACCAUUCCUGAGACUCUCAACUCCGAAUAGCUUUUAGAUCGUAUAACGGUACAUAUUCGCGUUAAGUCGCUGCGAUAGUUCUGAUAAAUAAUAAUUCAUUUUAUAAUUUAUUUUACAUCUAACGAGAGAUCAGCAGGCAGAACCGAAGCAGCAACUAAACGCCACGUGCUCCACUUGUCCGUAAGUUCUGUAGUUUUCCACGCGGAAAAUUCAGAGUGUACUUGGUUCGGAAUAUUCACGGUUAAAGUUUCGAGUUACGAAUUAGAGAAGAUCGUGCAAAUGAAUUCAAACGGACUAACGACGGAAACGCGCGCUUGAAUUCGAGAGAUUUCGCGCGAUUUCCAGCAAAUUUUUAUCCAAUCUUGAGUUUAUCGUGGAGAUACGAUAACAUUGAUAACAAAAAUUGUCGGUUUAAACGUUCGCUCGUGUCGAUCUCCCGCCAUUGUGGUGACCCUAUCAUUGUGAUAAGUAUUAUUAAUAAUGUUAAUAAAUGCACUAUUUUUACUUUUG
Hylaeus anthracinus is the source of this 2748-nucleotide messenger RNA. Its product is annotated as DNA polymerase beta-like. Gene Ontology annotation, biological process: proteolysis; double-strand break repair via nonhomologous end joining. The record is from RefSeq and is a predicted model, not a curated record. The coding region runs from base 288 to 2249 and encodes 653 amino acids. The transcript is spliced from 12 exons. Gene Ontology annotation, cellular component: nucleus. Gene Ontology annotation, molecular function: DNA binding; DNA-directed DNA polymerase activity; cysteine-type endopeptidase activity. NCBI's taxonomy places the organism in Eukaryota, Metazoa, Arthropoda, Insecta, Hymenoptera, Colletidae.